AUGUCGUACGGACCGCUGGACCCCUACCGCCCCGGGCCGCCGGCCCCGCCGCGGGACUUCGGCAGCAUCAUCCAGACAUGCAGCGCCAACGUGCAGCGCAUCGCGCAGUACACUGCUCAAAUAAAGAAUUUGAUGAUCCAGCUGGGAACCAAGCAGGAUUCCAGCAAGCUCCAGGAGAACUUACAGCAGCUCCAGCACUCUGCAAACCGCCUGGCCAAGGAGACCAAUGAGUAUCUCAAGGAGCUGGGCUCUCUGCCACUUCCCCUCUCUGCUUCUGAACAGCGCCAGCAGAGGCUUCAGAAAGAGCGUUUGAUGAAUGACUUCUCCACAGCCUUAAACAACUUCCAGGCAGUCCAGAGGAGAGUGUCAGAGAAGGAAAAGGAGACUGUGGCAAGGGCCAGAGCUGGCUCCCGUAUCUCUGCUGAUGAGCGGUUCAGAGAGGAGCAGCUUGUGUCCUUUGAUAGCGGUGAAGAUUGGAAUCAAAUGCAGUCUCAGGAGGAAGAUCUGGCAAUAACUGAACAGGACCUUGAACUCAUUAAAGAAAGAGAAACAGCAAUCAGGCAAUUAGAGGCAGACAUUUUGGAUGUCAAUCAGAUAUUUAAGGAUUUAGCCAUGAUGAUUCAUGACCAAGGAGAUAUGAUUGAUAGCAUAGAGGCAAAUGUGGAAAGUGCAGAAGUCCACGUGGAAAGAGCCAGUGAGCAGUUACAGAGAGCUGCCUAUUAUCAGAAGAAAUCCCGUAAGAAGAUCUGUAUCCUGAUUGUUGGCCUUACUGUGGCCUGUAUAAUCAUAGGACUCAUUAUCUGGAUGUCAGCAAAAUGAACUCUCCAGGUGGAUCCUAGUCUCAUUGCUGAGAUUCUUUUCCCUCAGAGCGAACAGGCUGACCAGGCUCGGAAAUGAAUUGAGAGAGCACAAGCUGGAACUACUCCUAGUAAUAGAUAUUAGCAACUAAUGUGCAGAUAACUAGUGUUUGGAAUUAGUGAACCAUGGAGACAGUAUUUAUCAGUUUCUAUACAAAUUAUAUUGUUUUAUGUAACAGAGAUCUAUCUCGUGGGUUUGCUUUCUGUACUGCAUUAUUCCCUGUCCCAACUGUAUGCUGAAGUGUGAUCAGUAAGUGGAACUGUCUUGGUUUUGACAAGUGGCAACCCUAUAGCAUUUUCUGUGUGUGGGUAACUUUGGUGGACUGGAAUAAGAAUGACUUUCAAAGAGGGCACAACAGCAAUGCACAUUACCUUGGUCCAGCAGUUUCUUAAAGUCUCCAGUAUCUGCACCAUGGUUUUAUUAGUUUCCAAGUGGCUGUGGUCAUGGAUUCUCUCGAAGAGAAAGAUUUCAUUGCAGGUGUGAAUGGCAAGGAGGAGCACGCAUGGGUGACAGCUGGAACCACUGCGUGCUGCUCAGUGUAGCCUUGUGGUGUUUCUUUUCUCAGCACUGUUUGGGUGGUUGUUUUUUUUUUUUUCCAAAUUCCACAUUUGAGGACAGGAUGUUCUUUGAGUUACAAUCUAACAAUACAACUUCCUUAGAGACUGUAGCUGGUUGUUUAUUAUUGGACUUUCCAAUGCUGACUCUCAAGCACUAGAAAUACAAAGUUUAGCUGCACUCUCCUAUUUGUUUGCAGAAAUUUCCAGGGAUAAAAGUCACACAAAGAUAAGGAAGUAGGCACCAAAGUUUGCCAGCUAGCAAGAUAGAUGACUGGUAGAUGAAAUCUUGCUUCUGAAGAAGUACUCUUGAAGCUCAGCUCACCUGUAGUGUACCAGUAAAUAUUAUGUGUGGCUUGUGAACAUCUGGUGUUUCCCAUGCUUUAUGAAACAAGGUGCAGCAGUUAGCUGGGUUUUGUGGGCUGAGGAUGAGUGUGCAAGCAGAAGAGGGCUGGUUCCAGCUGUCUUGCUAGUAGAGCUGGUCUCAAGGUAGCAGCCACUCCUCGCUCUUAUGUAGCUCUGAACUGACAUCCACUGAGGGAACAGAAAUCUGUCCAAAGCCCAACUGAGUGUGGUAGAUGCAGCAUACUGACCCAUUUUGUAUUUAAUCCUUAUUCCAUGUCUCCUGUAUAAUAAAGUAAAUGUGAAGCUGGGAAGGGAGGUGUUAUCCCAAUUGCUCAGUGGUUUGCACUAUUACACCAUCAUUCCAUCUAACACCCAUCAAUAAACACUU
Molecule: messenger RNA, 2145 nt
Organism: Indicator indicator
Lineage: Eukaryota; Metazoa; Chordata; Aves; Piciformes; Indicatoridae
Gene: STX12
Product: syntaxin 12
Exons: 9
Coding region: 1-819 (272 amino acids)
Biological process (GO): intracellular protein transport; vesicle fusion; vesicle-mediated transport
Cellular component (GO): SNARE complex; synaptic vesicle; postsynaptic recycling endosome
Molecular function (GO): SNARE binding; SNAP receptor activity
Source: RefSeq, a predicted model, not a curated record